AUGAAUGUACAUAUGCAGAUCCACGAGAUCUUCUUCAAGGGCUUCUCGCAGGAGAGCGUGAGCCAGGCCCAAGACUUGAUGCAGUCGAAGACCACGGAGAUCCGCAAAAUGACCAAGUCGCACUCAGAGCAAGCGUGGAAUGAGGCGAUGAAAACGUACGGCCAAUCCCUUGAUGAGCUUCCCGAGGUGAAGCAAAUCCUUUCCGACAACGCCGACAACUUCAUCGCUUUGGGGCAAGGUCACGGAGGCGUGGAAGAGGUUUUUGGGAAGAUCAAGGAGGCGGCCGACGGCGAUAUCACGAAAGACGAAGCGAAGAUGAGGGAGCUCGUUGAAUACGUCCGCGCGAAGGCUCAUGAGGCGGAGGAGCAGGGUGGGCGGCCGCCGGAGCGGGGAUGGGAGGGUCUUCGGACCUGGGUGCGAUCGAUGCCAGGAGGUGAGGAUGUGUUGAAGCGCGUUCCGGACGUGGAAGUCUUGGUGAAGCUGUCACGUGAGCAUGGGGAGGAUGCGAAGAAGUUGGCGCAAGAAACUUACGACGACGUGAUGAAAGUGCUCGAAGAGAAGUCGAGAAAAGCUGAGGAUCUGAGCCGGAAGGCGAAGGACGAUUUUAAGGACAAAACGUGA
Messenger RNA from Epithele typhae, 621 nucleotides. RefSeq lists its product as uncharacterized. The transcript has a single exon. The record is from RefSeq and is a predicted model, not a curated record. Lineage: Eukaryota; Fungi; Basidiomycota; Agaricomycetes; Polyporales; Epitheliaceae. The coding region runs from base 1 to 621 and encodes 206 amino acids.